AUGGACCUGGACACAUUACUCGAAGAGCAGGUUGACCCGGAUGACCUGAAGAAGCAUGAACAAAUUUUCACGAGUCAGAUGAGUCAAGGCAAGCCAAGUUGUCAAGUGGCUUUCGAUUACGCAUUCUGCUUGAUCCGUAGUAAAAAGUCUCAUGUCAAGUUGGGCGUUAAAUUGCUUGAAGAGCUUUUGUCACGCGACGAAGAUGAUAUGGCUAUUCGCACCUACCUGUAUUACCUUGCCAUUGGUCAUAUCAAAUUGAAGAAUUAUGACAAAGCGCUGAAAUAUAUCGAAGUCAUUAUGAGAGUUGAACCGAAUAAUUCGCAAGCAGCGGAGCUUAAACAGGUUGCAAACGCUCGUAUGGAACGAGAAGGCCUGAUCGGAGCUGCUUACGUUGCCGGAUUUUCCGUUUUUACGGGCUUUCUUCUCUUCGGUGCCAUCAGGUCCAUUGUUCGUAAAUUCUCAGGACAUUAA
Messenger RNA from Soboliphyme baturini, 471 nucleotides. The record is from the annotation of a GenBank genome assembly. Lineage: Eukaryota; Metazoa; Nematoda; Enoplea; Dioctophymatida; Soboliphymatidae.